AUGGAGUAUGGGAGUGGAACUCCCACGGGCACGGCCAGUGCAGUCACUGGCGCAUGGGGCCACCUGAAGGGCACGUGGACAGUGGAGAAUUCUCUCACGACCUCCGAUCGCAGGCUCAAGCAAAACAUCAAGCCGCUUUUCCGCGAACUGCAGGAGUUGCAGGGAACAAGUAGUAGAGGCGGCGUGCUGACAAGUAGAAGUAAAACGACGCAAGUACACCAACAUGCGGCAACUACAUCGGCAAAUAGCACAAAGACGAGAGACCCGGAGGAGGUACUACUUAUACAUAGAUACAACUUCUACUGCUACUUGCUGUACUAUUGUAUAGAACUCGUGGUCGAAUAUUAGAUGAGCAGAAAUCUAAAUCAUCAUCAUCAAAUAUUCUUGUGAGGACUCAUAAUGAAAAGGAACAAGCAGAAACAAAUAUCAUCAGGCCUUCUGCUGCUCUCCUAAUGAUCCCAUACUCCUCAUAGAAUCGUGACCAACACCACUUUGACCAGGUUAUUUCUUCGUCCGAUGCAGAAGAUGAGGUAGGAAUUUUGUUGAUUCGCAAGCUGAGACCUGUGAGCUUCCACUACAAAGAUGGUGUGGAGAGCAAGUUAUCGCGCUUCGGUUUCGUUGCUCAGGAGGUGGAAACGGUUCUGCCAGCACUAGUAUCGCAAGCCCCGAGUGGCUACAAGGUGCUCAACUUGAAGGACUUGAUCGCGGUUCUCACUCUGGGACUCCAAAAUCUAGAGACAAAGACUUCUUCAGUUGCAGCAGGAAGUUUGGAAGCAAAGAUUUCAAACCUUGCAACUACCGUGGAUGCAGACGACAAGAGUCUGAAGACUCGACUCGUCCGUUUACUCGAAGACGUGAAGACGGAACUAGAACACGAGGACCCUUCACGAGAAGUAGAAGACCCUGUCCAUGGAAAGAACAGUAGUCCUCGUGGAAAGAACAGUAGUCCUCGUGGAGAGAACAACUCAACUUCUUCUAGCUCUACUAUGUCCACAUCUGCGCCGUCUACAGGCUCGCUGACCACGACGUUAGACGUGGAAUCAGAGGAAGCCGCUGCUUGGAUGCCGUUAUUGGAGCGGCUGCUUCGAGAAGCUGACAUCCAGCUGGUCCAAAGAUGAUGUUGUGUUUUCUGACAAGAGGAUAGGUUGUACAACGAUCAUCAAAAUCCUGAUGAAGAAUUAUUAUAGUCUCUUGAUGAAACAAAAGUAGAAUGUGUAGAAGUUGUAUAAUGAAAAAUCACCCAGGAUAAUUCUAUUAACAACAAGAGGAGUAACUAGUACCUCCUGCUAGUCCUGCUCCUACUAGUAGAUUUGUUGAACUAGAACUAAUACAUGAAUUGCUCACUAUGAAAUAUCGUUCUUUUUAACGUUCACAACGACAGUAAAAAGUUUUCGUUAACAGUAAGAAGUUUUCGUUUUCAACAAGAGUUAAAGUUAUAGAGAUAUAGACAAUAUUAGAGAAACAAGAGCAACAGAUGAGAUGGUGAUGAAGGGUGGUUAAUAGCAUGAUGAGUAACAUCAACAUUAAACCGCCAAGGCUUGUGUCUACUUAGAUAGGGGACGAUGAAUCCCGUAGGGGACACCCAGAAAAACUACAUUAAUAAGUAGAGUUAAUAGCGAGAAAAUAAUCUUAAUCUUCGUAAAAGCUUACAGGUAUUGAAUCUUUGUCUCCAAUGAAUUAGAGCGAGACCCGAUAAUAGAAGUACAAGUCUACUCAGAAAAAGCCAGACCACAAGAACAAGUAAGUUGUUCAGUCCAACGAACUAUGAGUACAACAACUAUGAACGUCCUGAUCAACAAAGGGUUUUCUUCUUAAUGUCGUUCAUUCUGAAUUUACCGAAUUAUUUGAUUAGACCUCGUAACUCGCAGUCUUCAUCGCAUUACUACAAAUACAGCUCCGUUGGUUUACGAACACAACUCCUGUGAGAGUUGAGAGCAGCAUUCUGAGAGCAUAAUUCCAGAAAAUCAGACUUCAUAGCUACUUCUCCUUUCGAAGUCGACCUGGACCACACAUGCGCCUGUUGCACAUAGUGUACCUGUUACGCAUAGUGUCUCCUGUGGCACAUAGGUUGCACAUAGUGCAGUCCGACGUCGCUUCUCCCGGUGGGUGGCGCCAUCUGCGAGCGGCAUCGUCGUCGUGCUUAUGUUGACACCAAGAGUGAAGUGCUAUGCUAGUUGUAUGUUGUGUGACUUGAAUAUUGACCAAUCUUAUUCUAUCAGCAAAAUACCGAACACAAUCUUAAUCCUAGUAAUCGGCCUUAAUAUUAUACCGCAAGGGCAAGAUGAAAUAGAAGAUCAAGAUCAUAUCAAUGUCAAACUACUUCCAUGAUUAUUAUUGAUGUUUAUGAAUUAAUAAUUAGUAUAAGAAUAUUAUCUCAACAUGGGUUGUACCUGGACACUCCCGAUAUUAUUAUUAAAAGAAGUGUCACCAAGGGCAAGGGUCCUCUGCGUUCGCGAACUCAUUCUCCAGCGCGGUUAGACGACGAGUACUAUCGUUCUAAAUAAGAUGACAAAGGGAAUUGAAUUAUAACAGUGUCACUGCCUUGUUGAAGAGACGUCCAGUCUAACUUGAAAAAAUCUGCAAGUAGCAGGAUUUUUCGAGGAUUCAUUAUACAAGAAAAUUCUCUAGUUAGAAUCAUUAUCCAACAUUAUCCAUCAUUAUUAUCCUAAAACUAAUAUUAUUCAUCAAUCGUGAUUAAAGAUACCAACUAUGAUAUUCUACUAAAAGCGUUCGUGGUGAUAUGCAAGAAUCUUCUUCGAUAGAAAUUGCUGGAUCAUGAAGAAGAGCAGGAAGCUGGAUGCGAAAUUUUCUACAGGAGUUAUGUUGAUCGAGCAAGAGAAGCAGAACAAGUGUUAGUUUCAUCGACAAACAGUCAACAACAAUCAAUUCAUCUUGAAGCGUUCUUCAUAACUGAGUUUCAUAACUGAGUUUGUUAUCGUCCAGAUAUGUUGUUGUUGAAGGUGGAAAAGGUCGAGGUCGUGAAGAUUUUAAUUAUUUUAGAAGAUUUCGAAGAUUAAUCCUUUUGUCGUCGUGUAGUGCAAGAGAAGUGUUGUGAAU
Molecule: messenger RNA, 3057 nt
Organism: Amoebophrya sp. A25
Lineage: Eukaryota; Dinophyceae; Syndiniales; Amoebophryaceae
Source: the annotation of a GenBank genome assembly